UUGUCCGCUUAAGAGAGGGAGUGUCCGCCCAAGAGAGGUUCAUGUCAUAUCUCUUCAAUCCUUGCACUUUUUAGCUUAAAUCAUUUUUAUUUGGAAACUUGGAAGUUAUAGUUCAUCUCCAUUAUCAUUUCCAUCGUCAUUUGCUUCUUCUUCACUGUCCGCUUAAGAGAGGGAGUGUGUCCUUUGAUCGUUUCAGAGGUGUUUUCUCAGAGAUCCUUUCAGUUUAUGGCAGCUAUGCCUUCUUACAUAUCAUAUUCAAUCAUCCUCUUGUCCACUUAUACUUCAUUGUCCGCUUAAGAGAGGGAGUGGAGCCUAUGUCCGCUUAAGAAAGGAUGUAGGUCCUAUGUCUGUUUCAAAGAGGUUCCUACAAAAUUGUUUAAGUCCUUGGCACUCCCAGAAGUCCUUGGUCCUGGGACCAUCUUCCAUGUCCUUUUCUUCUCUCCUGUCCGCUUAAGAGAGGGAGUAGAUCUAGAUCCUAGAGUCUAGAAGUCUAGAAGUUGGAGGUCCUUUAAAUAUUACGAGAUCCAUAGCAUCUAUCCCUUCCAACAUCUCUUAUUUCCCCAUCACCUUCAUCCACUUGUCCACUCCAUGCUCCACUCUGUCCGCUUAAGAGAGGGAGCAGGCCCUCAUUUAUGCAACACCACAUCCAUCAUCAUUUUCAUCUCCAUUUUCAUCUCCAUUUCCAUCUCCAUCUCCGUCCAUGUUGCAAGUGAACCCACAACCAACCAUGUCUCAAGCAGGAGUUCCGGACCUCAGCUACACACCCGGAGACCUGACCGAACCCCAGUACCGCCUGCCCUCCCACCAGCUCCUCCUCGACCAGAAGCACUCCGAUCCGGCGGACAGCCUGCCCUUCAGUCGCCUCACUUUGGACAAUCGGGACACGCAGCCGAUCAAGUACCGGGAACCGCUAGGAUCGGCGGCAGGACGACAGUUUCCUGCCCUGGCAGAGGCCCAGAACCGAUAUACGGACCAUCUAGAGCGCAGCAGUGUGGUUAGCUUUGAUCCUGGCAAGGAUCUCAUCUCCCUGUCGACCGUCAAGUUCGAGAAAUACGACUCGGGGAACUCCGAUCCGGAUCUGAUCAGGAAGAUGCCGCUCCAUUCCAUCACGGAGAAACCGAACGAGCGGUGUCCGUCGCCGGUGGUGCCGGCCUAUGCCAAUUUCGAGCUGGCCAAGCGGAUGCACCAGGACAACCUGGACCACCAGCCGCUGCCGGACUGUGUGGCCGAUCUGGCCUUCCGCCGGGCCCAGAUAUCCGGCGGACAUGCCGGCCUCUCGCUGGAAAUCGAUCCAAUAGCCACUGGAGUCGGGGUGAAGACCCACAACGCCGGUCCGACGCACUGCACCAAGAUGAAGGUGUUCCGGCCCAAGACAGGGGGCGGGAUUGUGCCCAAGGCCAUCGGUGGGGGAGAUCCCUUUCGGGGAGUGGGCUCGGCACCGGCCAAGAAAAUGGGUCCCAUGGAUCUGGCCAUCUGCUGGGACUUCAAGCCGGCCAAUCCCGCCGACGAGCCGCGUCUGGCCAGGCACAUUGAUGGCUCCAACGACUCGGCCGGACCGGCAGUGUUCACGUGCGUGAAAACACCUCGCGAGGAUCAGGGCGCCAUGGACUUGGGCAGAUCGGCGGGCGUCUUCACCAGCACUCUGGGCGAGGCGGAUUUCUUUGACAAGGACAUACUCCGGAAGCGCACGGACUUCGGAGGAGCUCGGCUGGACCGUGAGGAUCCCUGUGCCUGCGACUAUUCCCCACCGGCCAGGCAGCGUGCUCGCAGCGUCUCCCGGGACUCCAGUGCCUCGCAUUGCCGUCGACCCGGUGGCCUGGGCUCUGGAGCCGGCGGUGCCGCUGGCGGGGGGGUUAGCUUUGGGAAUCUUACAGAGCUCCCCGGCCGAGGGAUGCCCGAUCGUCUGGCCAAGCAGUACCAGUCCUCACCCCUGCUGGGCGACAAGGCCUACCAAGCGCUCCGGGAGAAGUACCUGGGACCGGAAUCCGGACAGGAGUGCUCCACCAUGGACUGCCGGAACUCGGGUGGACCGCCGUGCAAGAGGGACACCCUACUCCGGCGACCGGCACGUCGCCUCUGCCACAAAGUAGCCCCGGCUCCGUCACGCUGCUGUCCAGGACCCACCUUUCCAGGGCACGGACACGGUCAUGGGCAUGGCCAUGGACAUGGGCAUUGUCUGACCAGCAAGGCAGCCUUCCGGGCCGGAGUGCCCAAGCACAAUGCCAGCGGUGAUUUUGUGGGCGUGGAUGGGGGGGACUGUGGUGGCGGGAUUGGUGGCUCCCGGGUGCUGGUAGUGCCACGCCCCCGCCAGCCGUACUCCAAGAAGAACUAUGACAUUGAUACGCUGGUGCCGCCGUUCCGGAGCCAGGCGGGCGGAGCCGGACAGGGCGGCUAUCCGGAGCACUGGCGGCUGGCGAGUGUCUACCAGCACGCCUACAAGCCGCUGGACCAGCGCCGGCGACCGCUCCUCCAAACGGUCUACAAGUAGGGGGGGAUAUAUUCCCCAAAAGGAAACCCUUGCAGGAUCCUUCUAGGACAUGCUUUUAAGGAUGUAUUUUAAGGACAAGUUUUUCUUAAAAAAAAGGUGUUUAGUUUAUAAAAUAGUUACUUUGUUGUUUUAAAUUUUAAAAAUUAAAAAUCAAAAAUUGUAAAUCCAAAAAUACUACAAAUAAGUUAGUAUUUAAUAAGUUAAGGUCAAAGGUUAAAGGAAGGAUUAAGUUUUAAGGAUCUUUCUGAAAAUAAAACUAAUAUAGGAA
Molecule: messenger RNA, 2756 nt
Organism: Drosophila ananassae
Lineage: Eukaryota; Metazoa; Arthropoda; Insecta; Diptera; Drosophilidae
Exons: 1
Coding region: 701-2488 (595 amino acids)
Source: RefSeq, a predicted model, not a curated record